Messenger RNA from Motacilla alba alba, 4194 nucleotides. Its product is annotated as transmembrane protein 121-like. The transcript is spliced from 2 exons. The coding region runs from base 634 to 1509 and encodes 291 amino acids. Lineage: Eukaryota; Metazoa; Chordata; Aves; Passeriformes; Motacillidae. The record is from RefSeq and is a predicted model, not a curated record.
CGGGGCGGCCCCGCUCGGGCCCCGGGGCGGGCGCCUGUCCGGCGGGGCCGCGCUGAGCCGGGGCCCGGGGUAGCCGCAGCCCCCGCCGAGGCUCGGCCAGGCCGCGGGGUGCCGGGCGGGCGAGCCCCCGGCCGUGUGGCACGCUCCAGAUGUGCCACAUCCACGGGCUGCCCCAUCGCUCCCCCUGAGAGGCACCUGUGUCUGACAGGUUCAGGCUCCGCUGCCUCCCGCAACGUGCCAGGAUGCUGCUGGGCCCAGGGAUGCACGACUGCGCCGGACGCCUGCUCCCUCAGCCAAAAAGCAGGAGUUCAGGUAGCUUGUGCCCAGGGCCCUGUGCCAUCAGUGCCAGCACCAGGAGCAGCCGUGUGCGGGGGUGACCAUUAACUGUGCGGCCUCCAUCCCGCUCCCAGGCAUUUGCUCCGUGGUUCAAGUGCCACCUGCACGCUGCUCCCUGGAUGAGCAGGAUGGCGUCCCGGGCGUGCACAGCCCCGGCGUGGCAGAGGCGGGCUCGGCGUGGGCAGCCCUCGUGCAGCGCUGUGCCACACAGUCAUCAGCCCAGUUUCAUCCUCCAUUUCAUCCGGGGGGCUGGCUCCCCUCCAGAGCAGCUGCCAAGUUCUUCUGCCUGUGCUCAUCAUGACCAGCCUUGUCCUCAUGGAUGCCUACCUGGUGGAGCAGAGCCAGGGCUCCAGGAAGCUGGGCAUCUGUGUCAUGGUGGCAGUGGGUGAUGUAUGCUUCCUGCUGGUCCUCCGCUACGUGGCUAUCUGGGUCGGGGCAGAGGUAAAGACAGCUAAGCGAGGAUAUGCCAUGAUCCUCUGGUUCCUCUACGUCUUCGUUCUGGAGAUCAAAGUCUACUUUGUAUACCAGAAUUAUAAAGCUGACCGGAAAAGCUUGGAUCUCAUAGCCCGCAAAGCGUUGACCUUGCUGCUCUCCAUCUGCAUCCCAGCUCUCUACGUGUUGUUGGUGGCCACAGAGCACAUGGAGUAUGUCAGAACAUUCAAGAAGAAGGAAGAUCUCCGCAACCGCCUUUUCUGGGUCAUUGUGGACAUGCUGGACGUGCUGGACAUCCAGGCCAACCUGUGGGAGCCUCAGAAGAAAGGGCUGCCGCUCUGGGCUGAGGGCAUCAUGUUCUUCUACUGCUACAUCUUGCUCCUGGUCCUGCCCUGCGUGUCCCUGUGCGAGAUCAGCAUGCAGGGGAUCGGCAUCGUGCCGCACCGGAUGAUGCUCUACCCCAUGCUGAGCAUGCUCACCGUCAACAUCGCCACCAUCUUCAUCCGAGGCAGCAACAUGGUCUUCUUCAGGGAUGCCCGGGUCUCCAGCAUCUUCAUGGGCAAGAACAUGCUGGCCAUUGGCAUGAAGGUCUGUAUGUUUGUGCAGUACCAGCGGCACCAGCACCACGCCCCGCCGGGGCCGGACCCGCAGCACAGCACCCCAGCCCAGCUGCCCACGGGGCUGCGCAAGGCCCGGGACCAGCCUGCCUGCCCCGAGGAGCUGGCCCAGGACAACACGUGACGAGCCAGCAGGAGCUACAGCCUGGGCAUCCCCACGCCUGGCCGUACCUACGAACCCAGGGCAGGCUGCGGAGCUCCCUGCCUGGACAGAGGGACACGACCCUGCUCCCUCCUUCCCUGGGCGAAACUGCUCAGGAGCCCGAGGGGCGCAUGGCGAGGGCCCCCACAGCAGCCUCUGUAAGGCUGCAGAGCAGUUUGGAACCUCAGCACCCCACCUGGUAAAACAGAGAGCAGGGGACGAGGCCAGGGCUGCCCGCCAUGGGGUGUGUCUGGGUGAGGCCAGGCAGCCCUACCCAGUGCCAGGCUCCCUACCAGUGCUCCCCGGGCAGCACUGCUCUCUGGCCAGCCAGGCUGCUACCCGGGGACACAGCGGGUCACCCACUUUUCUGUUGUGGUUGGCCCUGGCUCCAGUGUGGUCCUUGGCAGCAGCCUGCUCCCCACUGUGUGAGCUGAGGUCCCCAUGCAGGGGGAGCAAGGCCUGGGCCUCCCCCUGUUGUCACCCCUCUCAGCCAGCUGCAGGCUUGGGGGGACCCAAAAAGGGGUGACUGUCCUUUUUUUGUAUCUCCCUCUUUGCAAUAAAAUACCUGAGCCCUGCAGCCUUUUCAUGUCUGUGUCCCUGCCAGCAGGCAGAUCUCCCCCACUCUUCUGGGGGCCUCGGGUGACUGGGUGUCUGUUCAGCUGCAGAGCGUGUGGGAAGGCUCACUCAGUGACCACCUGGGGCUGGGGACAGCAUCCCAGGCCACUGGGUCUGGAGCCAUUCCUCCUGGCCCACAGGUCCUUUGAGCUCCAAGGGUGUCACUGACAGGGUGUGUGGCAGUGUUGUCAGCCACAUCAACUGACACCAGUCAUGCUCAGGGAAACCCACGGCAAGUCCUCACACUCCAGCUGGAGGGACACCAGUGCACGUCUGCCCAAAUUGCCUUGAAAACAAGGAAAAUAAGCCAACUGCUUGAGGCUGGGAGGCUACUGGAAAGAGCAGCUCCCCAGCAGUAGGAAACUCUCUGGAGAUGUCGGAAGCAUCUGCUUCCCUUGGAGCUGGUGCUGUGAUGCUGCCUCCUGCCCAAUCCCCUGAGUGGCACCUCAGCCCUGGCUGAGCUGGGAAAUGCCCCAGGGCUUCCCCUGCGGAGGCUGCUGGGCCAGGAGCUGGCAGGCACACGGGCCACAGGCUCACUGCUCACCACCGCCGUGCUGAGCAGAAGCAGGUGACAUCCCAGCGAGGAUGUCCUCCUUGCAGGCAGGCACAAGGCUGCCGCAGGAAGACUUCUAGUUCCAGAGGGGCAGGAGGGAAAAGCAGGACUUUAGGGAUGCACCAGCCUUGCACUUGCUGCACCAGACCUACAAGCAGCAGGGGAUGGGGACACAGGGAGUCAGGAAUGCUGAGGAGUGACCCCUCAGCAAGGCCCUGGCAGCAGGUCUCCAGCCAAGCUGGCACAUCCCAUGUCUACUGCCUUCCCCCGGCUCCACCAAGUCUUCUCACCAGAGCAGGACUUGCAUCACCCACAGGAACUACAGUGGAGGUAAGUGGUUCAGCAACACCCUCAGCUGGCUGCCCUGCUCCUUGCUCCAUGUUUUGCUCCCAGCAAGGCUGUCCCCAGGCCCCACACAGCACAGCUGUGCCCAGGCACUCUCCCAGCACACUCUGACCUGUCGCACUGGGGUUACCUGGGCCACCCCCUUGUCAGCACAGCCAUGGCAGACAGGGGAAAGAAGGAACAAGGAGAAGGAAGGGGGCUGGUGGGAUAUUGGAGAGAGGCACUGGCUCCCCUAAGGUCAAACACUUUUGACUGUAACAAACUGACAGUGGGAAUAAAGAAAAACAGGUACUUUAUUCCACACAGGAUCAGUUUCCUAGAAGCACUAAUAACCAUGUGGAGAUGACCCUGAGAAACAAAGGUGCUCGGAAGGAGAGGUCCCAAGCAGCAAUAGCUGAGCAGUCACAGCAUGCCUUGUGCAUGAGGAAGGCCAGUCAUACCUAGAUUGCAUCACCAGGAGCAGCCCACAUGGAGUGAUCCUCUCACCUUUACUCAUCUCUUGUGAGACUACUUCCAGACACCGAUCCAUGCUGGGCCACCAAAACACAGCUGUUGGUUGGCUGGGCUGACUCCAGCUGAGUAUGUGAAAGGUGGCAGAGGCUGGAGCACUGCUAGGAAAGGCUGAGGAAACAGGAUUCAUUCACCCUUGGAAGAAAAGACUUUGGGGAGACCUCAGAGAACCCACCCCUCAGACCUGUGACAGAGCUGCUGAGGAGACAGAGUCAGGCACUUCACUGAGAACAAGACAAUGAUUGUGGACUAACACCGGGCAGGUUUCCUGGACGAGGGAACAAAAAGUUCCAUCUUGAGAACCUGAAGCAGUCAAGCAGAGGCCAAGAGAGGUGAAGGCAUCUGUCCUUGGACAUUACCAGAUCCCACCAAAGCAGCUCUGGGCAACCUGAUGUGAAGUCAGGGUUGCUGCUCUGAGCAGGGAUUGUCCCACAUCCUUUUCUGCCUCAGUGGAGGUCUGAAAGAACCUGGAGUAGAGCCAGCAGUGUAGGGCAGGACUCACACUUUCCUUGCUGGAGUUAGAAAUGAGCAGGUGCAAGGGCAAAGACAGCUGUCAUCACCAUCAGCAUCUGCACGACACACUUGUCACCACCCAGGCAUGAUCUAAACCACAAGCAAAGCAGAUACUUCAGCUACAAAAAAAA